AUGAAGAGCUCCUGUCUUUUCAUUUUCUUGUGCUCUCUGCUCCCCGGGAUUCUCGGAGCCGCAAUUCGAGAGAAGCGUCAAUCGAAUCAGAAACAGUUCGUUGAUGAACUGAACAACGUACGAAAACAACUCGCAGUCGCCGGCAAUAUUUCGAACAUGUGGAAAUUGGAAUGGUCUGAUGAACUCGUUGAGAAACUGCACUCCCUGAAUGUUGAUGACUGCUUGGGCAUGGCUCCUGCCUAUAACUACCGAUUCUUCUACGAAGGAGGUAAUCGUGAUGCUAUGGAGUACGAGAAUGGAUGGGUUAAAUUCUUCGCAGCAAAUGCUAAUAACAAGGAGGCUCUGAAGAAAGCUCUCGAUGAAUUGACUCCUCGUACCGCAUACUUCCUCGAGAGAAUUCAUCCGGCUCAAUCGAAAGUUGGAUGCAUUCCACAUGACUGUAAAUUUGAUAUCGAUAUGGCGGAUCGUUAUCCAGAAUACACGUAUCAUCUCAAGUAUAACUACAUCUGUCUCAUUGGCCCAUACGGUCAAUUCUCCCUAGACGAUGGUACUGGGAAGCCGGGUACAAGAUGCGGACCAUUCGGACAAAACGAGGAUGGAUUAUGCGUAGAAAGCGUCUAG
Molecule: messenger RNA, 621 nt
Organism: Caenorhabditis remanei
Lineage: Eukaryota; Metazoa; Nematoda; Chromadorea; Rhabditida; Rhabditidae
Exons: 3
Coding region: 1-621 (206 amino acids)
Source: RefSeq, a predicted model, not a curated record